AUGGACUACGGAUAUUCGCCUAGUCGUGAGGGCGGCACUAUGCACUUUCCCUCACCCACCCACCCCCACAGCUAUCGACUCGACGGCGCCCACUUCUCGCACCUGCAAGAACUCCGCCGCUCGCUCUCACGCUCGCCUUCCAAGCAGUCGCGCUUCCAGCUCCGCAACUCCGACACGCCCCGCUCUCCCAUCUCACCACUUGCCAUUGCGCGCGCCUUUUCGCCCAAAGCGCACAAGCCCACCAGUCCUAUCGCGACUUUCUUCCCUGAGUCACCACUAGCGCAACAGGCCCCCGCAAAGAAGAAGUUCUCCCUGCGCCGCCCAGCAGGUCCCUUCCGCUCGUCACCGCGCACCCGCAGCAGCAACUCCAAGAGCCCGCGACGACGCGCACUGGCCGACUCUCCCGACGGUGGCAACGCGACGCCCUUUUUGGCCCGACCAACCGCUGGCAUGGAAAACACUCCCGCCCGACGGCCGAGCGCAGAGUCUCCCGACACCAUGGACAUGGACAAACGCCUAGAGGUAGAUGACAAACCCAUCAAGUUUGAAUUCGCCCGCCGUCCUGACUUGUCGCCUUUGCCCCCCGCAAAGUCAAGCCCACUCAAGCGCAACGACGGACUCAUGAACCUGAGCGGAUCGCCCGGCAGCAGCCCCAUGGCAAAGCGCCGCAGUUUGCACGGCCACCUCGAGAACGACUUCGAGAGCAUCUUCGACCCAACCCCCUCAUUGCGCCUUUUCGCCGAGGGCACCUCGCCCACAAAGUAUAACAACGACGCGAACAACGCCUUCUCCUUCAACAGCUCACCUAUAAACACCACGCCCACCUCGCCUGUUCGCCGCGCAACCUCUCUUCGGAGAUCAACCCUGUCGCAACGCUCAAGUACCCCGCGCAAGCCUGACGGCGAGUUCGCAAUGCCUGGAGCGGCGGCUUCCAAGACGCGCAAUCGCAUGUCCCUAGACAGCACAAUGAACCCUCCAGCUUCCUUGUCCGCGCAAACGCCCUUCCGCAAGUCCACUUUCGAUGCGGGGCGCAUGGGCUUGCCUCAGCCCACCCCUCGGCCGGGACCAGGAGGGCCACACCCGCUUUCACACGCCCAUACUCCGUCUUCUACUUCGUCAUUUAGCAGCGGUACGCCAAUGGCCCCUCCCCGAGCACCAGCCAUUCAGUGGAGCGGCCCUGCAUUUGCCCCUCCCACAAACCCAGGAACCAACCCACUCUUCAGCCGAUCCCUCCCCAUCGGCAUUGGACGCCCGAAUGCCGAGGACGGCGAGCAGUCUUCGCAAGACUCGUUCGACACUCCGUUCAAGGCCGCGCAGCCCCCACCUGUCGCCUUCUCCACUGGUCUUUUGUCCAAGAAGAACCGCAAUGCGGACGAGCCUGCGGCUGGUGGCAUCUAUGUCAUGCCUGACACGCCAUCAAAGCGCCAGUCGUUUCCUCCAGCUGCCGCAGACAGGUCCCUCAACCUCGACACGCCUUUGGUAAAGCGAUCGGGCAGUCUCUUCGGUAACGAUGUGCGACCGCCUCAGCACCAGUUUGGCACGCCUAGCACUCCCUUCAGCGCCAACGUGUCCAAGUUCUCCACCGACUCGUUUGGUAAGCGACCGAGCAUUUUCGGCGACAUGGGCAAUACCAUGCAGCGCCGAGGAAGCUUCGUAAGUAUCGAUGGUGACCACGACGACGACACCCAGCCGGAUGCCCAGUCCCCAACAGCGAAUCGGAUGGGUGACAGUCAGUCGAGUGCCGAUGACAUGCCACCCACUCCGACCAAGCCCAGUGGUGGUUCCAGUCGUCGUUCAAAGGAGAGCAGCUUGCGCCGUAAGACGUUCCGCUCGCGCCCUUCUAUUGGCACAGAUACCUUUGCCAUUCCCGACAACGAUGGUCGUCCUACGAGUAAGUACUCAUCUCGCUCCAACCCCGAAAUGGUCCCGGGCAAAGACAGCUCGUCAGAUGACGAGGAGUCUACGCCAACGGUUGACAAGUCCCCCUCUGCACACGCCCUUGACGCAAAUCGAAGUCGGUCGCUGCGGCACUCCAUGAAUAUUGGUCGCCCUCUGCCUCUUUCGCGACGCGUCGCGCGUACAAGUAUCCAGUCAUCAAACCCACAGAACAACACUAAGCAGUCAACAGCAGCCGGAAGUCUCUUUGGCACACCACAGACACCCGCAACCGAAUCGUUUGGUGCUCCCGAUGCGAGCAAACUGUCCAUAUCUGGCAACCGACGCGGAUCGUUCCCUCUUAACAGCAGCUUUGGGUCGUGUGCACCUGCGACCCCGACUACGCCUCGCGAUUCUGGCUACUUUGGUGGUGUAGGCGCCAUACCAAUCGGCCUCACCAAGAACGAUGUGGACGAGUCGCUGAGCGAGCGUUUCCAUGAGAUCAAGCCCCUAGAUGGCGGAGAGGGCGAGUUCUCCACUGUCUACCGCGUUAGCAAGCCAGUCCAGGUUUCACCUCUUAGGUCACCUGCCGGUAGCCAAGUGUGGGUCGUGAAGAAAUCCAAGAAGCAGUACAUCGGUACUGGUGACCGUCUAAAGAAGAUGCGCGAGGUGGAAAUCCUCUAUGCUCUUCGAGGAAACGAGCAUGUGCUGGACAUCAAGACACAUUGGGAGUCCAACCAGCACCUGUACAUUCAAACUGAGUACUGCGAGGGCGGUAAUUUGAGGAAGUAUCUUGACAACGUCGGCUAUAACAGCCGCCUUGACGACUUCCGCAUCUGGAAGAUCCUGUUGGAGCUUUUGUCGGGUCUCAAGUCCAUUCACGACGCAGGCUAUAUCCACCUUGACUUGAAGCCAGCCAACAUCCUCAUCGACUUUGAGGGUGGGCUGAAGAUUGCAGACUUUGGUCUUGCGAGUCAAUGGCCAGCUCCACCAGGUAUCGACGGCGAAGGUGACCGCCACUACCUUGCUCCCGAACAACUCUCUGGCCGCUUCGACAAGCCUGCUGACAUCUUCGCUCUCGGCAUGAUGUUGGCUGAGAUCGCCGGCAACUGUGUCAUCCCCGAAAACGGUGACUACUGGCAGAAGCUGCGAUCUGGCGAGUUUGCGACUGUUCUCCCAAGCCUGACAUGGAGCGCCGAGAGCACUCUCAGCCGCGACCUCAACGGCGACCCAGUUCCCGAGAACGCCAGACAAUCGAUGGAUGGUUUCCUCAUGUCUGAUGCCGAUGAGGACCCGAUGACGGCAAUCAUGGUCAAGCCUUCCUCUCCCGAGGAAGAGCUUGCGCGAGCACCAUCGUUCAUGAUUCACCGCAAUGAUCCGAACUGCAUGGACGAGGUCGUGUAUGCGAUGCUGCAUCGUGAUCCCGACAUGCGCCCUACUGCAGACGAUGUUCUUGCCUGCUACGGAUGUCGAUGGGUCGAUGCAAGGCGCCGAUCUGGUGCCACCGUCUAUGAGGGCAACUUCGGACCCAGCGACGAAAUCCUCGCGACAUACGCCUGCGACGAGGACAUGAUGGACAUGAGCUGA
Pyrenophora tritici-repentis Pt-1C-BFP is the source of this 3462-nucleotide messenger RNA. Its product is annotated as SPS1, Serine-threonine protein kinase. Gene Ontology annotation, biological process: negative regulation of cytoplasmic translational initiation in response to stress; regulation of translational initiation by eIF2 alpha phosphorylation. Lineage: Eukaryota; Fungi; Ascomycota; Dothideomycetes; Pleosporales; Pleosporaceae. Gene Ontology annotation, cellular component: cytoplasm; cytosol; nucleus. Gene Ontology annotation, molecular function: ATP binding; eukaryotic translation initiation factor 2alpha kinase activity. The record is from RefSeq and is a predicted model, not a curated record.